Penicillium diatomitis is the source of this 2031-nucleotide messenger RNA. RefSeq names its product putative carboxylesterase. The record is from RefSeq and is a predicted model, not a curated record. Gene Ontology annotation, molecular function: cholinesterase activity. The coding region runs from base 1 to 2031 and encodes 676 amino acids. NCBI's taxonomy places the organism in Eukaryota, Fungi, Ascomycota, Eurotiomycetes, Eurotiales, Aspergillaceae. The transcript has 3 exons.
AUGUCGCACGCUUUGGUCUCCGUGCUUUCGCUGGUGACGGCGGUGCUGGCCGGAUCAGUCGUGAGCCCUAAAGCUUUGGAUUCGGAUAUUUCCAUUCUGAUUCAUAAUGAUUUGAUGGAGAAUGCUAGCCCUUUUGCAGGGUCGGGUGUACUCGUCCUGGACCCUAUGCCGCUGCACAGGGCCAGGCGAAGCUGCGAAGAUCUAGGAGAGUCGUUGUGGGACUCCUCUAUGGGCUCUGAUCGGAUUCAGACUCAAUUGGACUAUCUUCUGUCGCAAAAGACCUAUCGUCAAGGGCAGAGAUUCUGGGUCUCUUCCACCGAUUGUGCGCCAUUGAGCAUCAAUUCGGCAGGAGAGGUGGCAGAGGCCGAGGCAGAUGAGCGUUUACCUGUUUUGUGCACGCAGACUGCACCGUACUCGACGUUGAAGUAUAACGACACGGCACCCAAAUGGCAGGUCUCUGUGCGCUCGAACGAUGAGCAAAUUACCGGAUUCCGCGAUCGAAAGAGCUUCCGAUUCUUGGGACUACGAUACGCCGAAAAGGCCAAGCGAUGGAGCUAUUCCAAAACAUACAAAGGCCAGCUGGGUCAAGUGUCUGCUCUUGAGUACGGGUCGAUCUGUGCUCAAGGCACCCAAGGCUCAGAAGACUGCUUCUUCCUUAAUGUCUGGACCCCGUACCUCCCCAGGUCUAGAGCGUACUCUCGUGACCGGCUGAAGCCGGUGAUGUUUUGGAUCCAUGGAGGUGCUUUCACUGGUGGCUCCGGCAGUGAUCCUGUCUUUGACGGUGGCAAUCUCGCCUCAAGAGGAGACGUCGUUGUUGUGACGAUCAAUUACCGCCUGGGUACACUGGGAUUCUUGGCUUUGGAUGAUGGAACCACCAACGGCAACUACGGAUUGGCCGAUCAGAUCACGGCGCUCGAUUGGGUCCGACGCAACAUCAAAGACUUUGGGGGUGAUCCCAAUCGCAUCACGAUCUUUGGACAAUCAGCCGGGGCUGGUUCCGUCCGUGCUUUACUCGCCUCCUCUGAAGCUCGAGGGAAAUUCGCCGCCGCGAUCAUGGAGAGCAACCUUGGGGGUCUGGCAUAUGGAACUACCUACUCCAUGUAUUACACAAUCGAAGAAGAAAUGGCCGUGGCUGGAAGCGACAUCUUGCGCGAGGCCAAUUGCACAAAUGCGACCUCAAAGUUAGAUUGCCUCCGUGAUAUCCCCGCCAUGAACAUCACCAACCUCAACACCACAGCACGAUACCUGGUGGUUGAUGGGAAGUACCUGACAAGCACCGAACUUAACCUGACCGAUGGCGCUUCGACGGCCAAUGUUCCCCUAAUGCUGGGCACGAUGAGAGAUGACGGCGCUGCGUUCAUCGGGUAUCCCGACAAGGGCGAGACACUCAGCAAGUUCCUGCGCGAGUCUGGACUGCCAUCCGAGGUUGCGCCGAGCCAGCUUUUCCCACAGCCCUCUGGCUCCAAUCAGACAUUGGACAUAUUCAAUACUACGGCGCGAAUCGCCACCGACGGCAUUUUCCGCUGCGUCGACCAAGCCACUGCCUACGCGGGAGUUAGCAACCACAUCUUCCCAGAAGUCUACUUUUACGAAUUCAACCGAAGCUAUCAAAUGCACGAUUACUCGCCCAACCCUCCUCUCUGUGAGGCGCCCAUCACGCCCGGCUAUCCACAUGGCGAUCCAAAUCAGGAAUAUUUCAAAUGCCACUCUGGAGAGCUCUUCUACGUCUUUGGCAAUUUAAUUCGCAUGGGAUACCCCCUGAGGGAUGAAUACGAUUUGCCAUUUGCACAAUUUGUGCUGGACACGUGGGCAAGCUUCGCUCGCACAUUCAAUCCGAAUCCGGAUCUGAGCUAUACAAAGACCAGAGGGUAUACCAAUACGACUCAUCAAGUGGAGAUGGCUGGAACCUGGACGCGGUUCAAGGACGGUGAUUCUCAGCUUCGUCGUCUGCAGUGGCCCGCAUCCAUGGUGAAAUUGGAUGACACUGACCAGUGCCGAGCAUUGUCUCUGCCGUUGGAUUAUUAUAAAUAG